Molecule: messenger RNA, 1740 nt
Organism: Seminavis robusta
Lineage: Eukaryota; Bacillariophyta; Bacillariophyceae; Naviculales; Naviculaceae
Source: the annotation of a GenBank genome assembly
AUGAGACCAACAUCUUCUCCUUCUACUCCAUCCAACAUCAACAUCAACACCAACAUGACUGUCAGUCCAAGCAGUCCAAGUGGCACUAUUAUAAGUCCAAGCAAUAGUACAAGUACAGGUACUGGCAGUGGUACCAGUUCUACAGGGAUGAAGGUAUUUCGCUUGGUUCGCAAUUUUGUGGUUUCCGUGGCAAUUUGGGAAUCUAUCACUUUUGACACAAAACCCUUCAAGGACCAAUGGGCCGAGUUAUACACAAAUACCAGUACAAUCACUACUAGUACAAGCACACUGAAUACCAACCAAAUCAGUCUCAAAGAUUUGCUACCCACCGUCCUUGUGAAGAAGGAAGUUGAGGAAUUUUCAGUCACACAUCUGGACUCCAUAAAUACCCUAACUCCCUCCCAUCCGGUGCAUUGCUACCACCACGCCUUGUGCUGUGGGAAAUGGGACGUCAAUGCCGAUGAAUGGUGGACUCAUCAUCCCCAGUGGUUCAAGACCAAACAAGACAACUUGCAAUUGGCUAAAAUUGGAUUCUGCUUUGCUCCUACUCAAAAUCAAGAUCAUUUGGCAUUCUUGCAAGAACUGCACCAACUGCAGUGGGGCAUUGAUAUACAAUCACAACAAUCCACAACAAGUCUACAACAACUUGCCAGUGUCAUUCCAGAAUCGUACAAUUUCACAGACGUCAACUGCUCCAAUCCGGUCACUGCUGUCCCCAUUAGUUCCGGAUACGGAGCCAGUUUGUCACACAUUUACAAGUCGUUCUGGUAUGCCUUUACCAGUCAGCAACCAUUCCUACUCAUCAAACGAGGUCCUUGGAUGUAUGCUACCAAAGACGUCAACCAUACGUGGGCGUACUGUCCAACCCGGGAUUUUGGUUGUCUCUACCUUCCACUCUCGCCGUGUUCGAGGGAGAGACCACAGGACAUGCACAAACCGCACAUGAGCCGUAGACCCAACCAGAAGGAUCCAUUGCAAGCCAUGCAGUGGUUGUGGUUGCGCGAUUACAUGACACGACCCAAUCAGAAAUUUCAACAUGAAUUGGCAAAACUACAAGAGCCAUACAUUCCACUCCUUCAAAACAGUCACUGCAUUGCCUUGCAUGUACGUAGAGGAGAUUCGGGUGUACCACGACAACCCUUUCGACGAUAUGCUGCCAUUCAAGAAUAUCUCGAUAUUCUACCACCAAAAGCCAUCACACGGCAAAAUAAAAAGAAACCCACCAUUUUCUUAUUGACCGACGAUGCCACCACCAUUGACGAACUCUACCAAUAUCACAUCAAUGUUACGACGCAUCCUCAAUUCCACUGGAUCUACACCCAAAAAUUGCGCAAUCGGGCCACCGAAUUGGGAUUUGAAAUGCACAUUCCAGUCUCCAGCGAUGGACCCCAGGAACUGCUAUGGAUUACGGCAGAACUCAAUUUGGCCGCCCAAUACUGCACUGCACUCCUCCAUGGGACUUCGGGGUAUGCCGAUCAACUCUAUGAUCGCAUGCAAUUCUAUGCCGGCGAGAAAAACAAUAACAGCAACAAGAACAAUCAGAACAACAAUCAGAACAACAAUCAGCUCCAACGGUAUUAUCUCGAUACGACUGUACGGAAACAUCAAAUACAACAAUAUCGUGGCAAAAUCAAAGAGCGAGAAAACGUGCUGUUGCAAAGUAUGGCGGAUUUCUACGCCAAUCGAACAACCACGAGAAGUACGACUGGUCAUAAUAAUGGGACAGCGGGGGCGCGGUAA